AGUUGGAAAGAUGAGGUAUAGAGAUAGAGAGAGAGAGAGAGAGAUUUCGCAGCAGCAACGUCGCAGUUUCUCAUGGACUCCAAAAACCCUCCUUAACAUUUACGUAAUCCUUGGAAGAAACUUUAUUACUAUAACACAAAACAAAACAAAAAUACUAAAAAUCCAAAGACCAUAAAGUUUUGCAUGAUGGAAUCAAAGAUUGAGAGUCAUAAUAAACGGAGGAGAAGACAAGAGACGAUGACGGAGACAGAGAUGGAGGCAGCGCAACAGUUGAUGCAUUUGAGCGACGAAGAGACCACCAAUCUCGAUAAUAUCAUCGACAAGAAGAAGAAGAAGACGAUUGAGGAAAUAUUCGGUAUAGAUAAUGAUCAUAUUCAUCAUGAUCAAGAUCAUCAAUGCAAUGAAGAUCAUCAAGUGUUCAUGAGAGUAAUGUCAUUGAAGAAGAAGAAGAAGAAGAAGUAUAGGACGAUAGAGAGCAUUUACAUGGCGACGAGACCAAUCAGGAUCGUGAUUAGAUGAUGGAACAACUCUCGAUCGUUAGGGUUGCUGUUUAUGGUUUUUUUUAAUUUUUUUAAAUCUACAUUAGUAUGGUUUCAUCAUGAUUAGAUUAUAUAUGAUUAAGCAUUUUGUAAUUAGUACGAAUUGAUUAUGUUUUUAAUCAU
Molecule: messenger RNA, 662 nt
Organism: Capsella rubella
Lineage: Eukaryota; Viridiplantae; Streptophyta; Magnoliopsida; Brassicales; Brassicaceae
Exons: 1
Coding region: 184-519 (111 amino acids)
Source: RefSeq, a predicted model, not a curated record